Arabidopsis lyrata subsp. lyrata is the source of this 2529-nucleotide messenger RNA. RefSeq lists its product as uncharacterized. NCBI's taxonomy places the organism in Eukaryota, Viridiplantae, Streptophyta, Magnoliopsida, Brassicales, Brassicaceae. The coding region runs from base 377 to 2359 and encodes 660 amino acids. The record is from RefSeq and is a predicted model, not a curated record. The transcript has a single exon.
CCUUGUCUCAAUUACCAAGUAAAUAAAUAUUCAGCUCAUAUGGUUCCCGUAUGUUAGAAUUCCCACAUAAAAAUUGGAAUUUCUUCUUAAUUAAACAAAGAAUAACUUAUAUGUAUAAAUAUUCUUAAGAAAAUCUGAUAUACUUUCCUUUCUUUCGACAAAAGAAAAUAGAUAGUUUAGUUGCAAGAAUUUUUUCGUCGAGACUUGUUAUCAAUAUUAGGACAAGCAUAAUUCUAUGAGUAUUAUGUUCAUGUAAACAAAGAAUAACUUAAAUCUAUAAAAGGUAUAAUAUAUGAAGCUCUCAUCAUUAUUUGAAACCAAAACAUCAGAAAAUUUUAGAAAAUACUAAAAAUAAGAGCAAGAAAAAAAAAAAAACAUGCCAUCUUAUACAAUACUACUCGAUAAACAUUAUCUACUAUUUGCAUCGCGUGGUUUACAAUGUGACGGCUGCAAUCAUGGUAAAGACUACUAUAGUGAAGGUUAUCGUUGCAUACAGACUCGACUCUACUUUCACAAUGAGUGUGCCAGAUCCGGUCUAGAGAUUCGCAACCUCUAUCAUCCACAACAUUCUUUGCACCUCAAGGUACUUGCAGCAAAUGAAGAUGUCAAUGGAGAAUGCAAGCUUUGUAGAGGUAACUUGGCAAAGAUGUAUUAUUAUUGUUCAAUAUGUGAUUUUGCCAUCGAUUUAAUAUGCGCAAGGAAAAAAGUUGUGACAAAAAUUGAGGGUACAAAGACCCACGAGCAUUCUUUAUCCCUUGUUUCAAAGAUGAUUAUGUUUACUUGUCAUUUAUGUGGACUGCUUGAUGACCGGUUUCCUUAUGCAUGUAACUUAUGUGAUUUGAGUUUUCACAAAGAUUGCGCCGAAUCAACACCAGAUAUCAACUACUCUUGUCAUCCUAAGCACCUUCUCAAGCGUCUUACGCAUGUUCCAAGUUACACCGAUGGAAAAUGUUGUUUGUGUGGAAACAAACUUCAUAACUUGUUUUAUCACUGUUCUAUCUGUAAUUUCAGUGUGGAUGUCAAUUGUGCAAAUAAUCCACCCGCUUUCAUUCUAACCAACCUUAAGGCUCAUGAGCAUUCACUCAUCCUGAUGCCGCAACGAAGUUUUGUAUGUAGCGCUUGUGGAAUGGAUGACGAUCCAAAUCCUUACGUAUGUCCUCAGUGCAAUUUCAUGAUUCAUAGAAAUUGUAUUGAUAUACCACGCGUUAUAAAGAUCUAUCGUCAUGAUCACCGUAUUUAUUACAAUCAUUCUCUAGACGCUGGAAAUUGGAAAUGUGGAGUAUGUCAUAAAAAGAUAAACUGGACAUGUGGGGCUUAUUCUUGCUCUCAAUGUCCUGAUCUUGCCAUUCAUUUAAGAUGUGCCACAAGAUUUGGGAUAUGGGAUGGGGUUGAACUUGAAGGCAUAUCAGAAAAUACUCUAGAGGUGAAACCAUACGAGGAGAUCGAAGAAGGAGUAAUAAAGCAUUUUAGUCACGAGGAGCAUACUUUGAAGCUUAAAGAAGAAAGUGAUGCUAACGAUGAAUGCGUAUGGUGUAAAGCAUGCUUUAAUCCCAUAUUUUCUAGUCCAUCCUAUAGUUGCAUGGAAUGUGAUGAUUUCAGCCUUCAUAAAAAAUGUGCGUAUCUUCCAAAAAAGAAAAUAAAUUCCUUUUACAAGAUCUCGACCACUCUAAUCACAAGUUUCUCGGAUUUCUCGGCUGAUUCAAUAGGCAUUUGCGAAGCUUGUCAGAACUUUUUCCAAGGUUUUAGGUACAAAGGUGAUGAGAAGAGAAUGAUCAUGGAUGUGCGAUGUGGUUCUAUUUCCGAGCCUUUUUUCCAUGAAAGUCAUCCUCAUUUGUUAUACACCAACUACUCAUCAGGAGACCGAAUUUGUAAUGCUUGUGGAGAUAAGGCAACAAUGGUUUUGAGUUGUGAAGAAUGUGAAUUUGAUUUAGACCUUAAAUGCUCUAGUAUGCCCAAAAUUGUUAAACACGAAAAUGAUAAAGAUCAUUUUUUGUCUCUAUGUUAUGGAGAAAAAAAACGUGACCAAUGCUGGUGCGACGUUUGUGAGGAAACAAUAAAUCCAGAGCAAUGGUUCUAUUCAUGUGAUCAUUGUGGCAUCACUUUCCACAUCAGAUGCACACACGGAGACUUCAUAUGGUUUAAACCGGGAAAACAUGAUGAAUCAUCCAAGGUUUAUGUGAUUCUUAAUAAUCGUGCAACUCGACCAUUUUGUGAUUAUUGUAAUUCUCGAUGUAAAUACCCAACCACCUUGAUAGUUGGUACGGGUACCUUGUGUUCUCAGCAAUGCUUCGAAAAAAAAUUAAAGGAAGUGGUGGUAAGACACCGUAGAGAAGUUCAAGCUUGGACUGAAAAUGUGUGAUUCAAGGGAGCUAUUCCACGUCAUGCCUUCCGCAUGUGUUCUCAGCAAUGUUUCGAAAAAAAAGAGGGAAAUAUGGAAAUAAAUCUUAUGUAAUUUCUCAAAUAUUUUAUUACAAGAAACAAAUUAGAUGAUGUGUUGCAUGUUAAUAUUAUUUAUCUCUUAAGCAUCAA